Molecule: messenger RNA, 736 nt
Organism: Momordica charantia (bitter melon)
Lineage: Eukaryota; Viridiplantae; Streptophyta; Magnoliopsida; Cucurbitales; Cucurbitaceae
Source: RefSeq, a predicted model, not a curated record
AUGCCGGAGAUGGGGGUAAGGAUUUGCAUAUGUUUGUUUGGAGUUCCAGUGCUUCGCCGGUUUCCGAGGGCGGAAUCAACGUUUUCCGGACUGCGGAUUACGACGCCGGCGCCGGCGGAGUCAAUCAGAAAGACUUCGAUGAGUUUGGUCGGGAUGAGUUCAGCUUUGGGAACAGAUCCGCCGUGAAUGGCGGAGGACAUGACGGCGGUCCGGUGCUGUCGAAGCUCGGAUCGAGCUCUACUGCCGAGCUGCACCCGAAAACCGCCGAGGACCAGGCGGAUUCUAAACCAACCACCAUGCCGCCGGCGAGUGUGAUGACAAGAUUGAUUUUGAUUAUGGUUUGGAGGAAACUCAUUAGAAAUCCCAAUACUUAUUCUAGCUUGAUUGGCCUCGCUUGGUCUUUGAUCUCAUUUAGGUGGAACAUUGUGAUGCCGGCCAUUGUUGCCCGAUCGAUCGCCAUUUUGUCGGAUGCCGGGCUUGGGAUGGCCAUGUUCAGUCUCGGGUUGUUCAUGGCCUUGCAGCCUAGGAUCAUUGCCUGUGGAAACACCAUCGCUUCGUUCGCCAUGGCGGUUCGGUUCAUCACCGGUCCGGCCGUGAUGGCAGCCGCCUCCGUUGCGGUUGGACUGAGAGGAGCUCUGCUGCACAUUGCCAUAGUUCAGGCUGCUCUCCCUCAAGGGAUUGUCCCUUUUGUGUUUGCCAAGGAGUACAAUGUCCAUCCCGACAUUUUAAGCACAGG